Messenger RNA from Dermacentor silvarum, 6095 nucleotides. RefSeq names its product F-box only protein 42 (gene Fbxo42). The transcript is spliced from 12 exons. Bases 119 to 1870 code for a protein of 583 amino acids. Gene Ontology annotation, molecular function: protein binding. The record is from RefSeq and is a predicted model, not a curated record. Lineage: Eukaryota; Metazoa; Arthropoda; Arachnida; Ixodida; Ixodidae.
CUCCUCAAUGCUCCCCAUCGUUCUUCACCCCUCCAUCCGUGAGGCAAAGCUAAAUCACGGCAGCUUUCGCGAUGGUGCACAAUCGGAUAAUUAAAAUUCGUAGCUUCUGAGCCACAAGAUGAGCACGUCAUGCAUAGAAGACCUCCCGGACGUUGUGUUAGAGUAUAUAUUCUGCUACCUUUCGCCAUACAGAGACUUCAAGUCGUGCAGACUAGUCAACAAAGCUUGGUACGCUCACGCUAAAGCUGCAGAACGUAAGCUACGCAGGGACUUCCUAUAUUCUGUGUCACUCCAAAAUGUUGUCUGGUGCCAAAAGCCAACAGAGUCGGGGCCUACUAUUUCAAAGCGCUACUCCCACAGUGCCUGUGUGCUUGGGGACUCAAUGUACGUUUUCGGGGGUUGUACGACGGCGAAUACAACGUUCAACGACCUUUGGCGCCUUGACCUGGCUACUCGAAGGUGGAUUCGGCCACUGACAAUGGGUACCUACCCUCCACCCAAAGCAUGUGCGUCCCUUGUGCCGUACAAGGAAAACCUGCUGCUUUUUGGGGGCUGGACGCACACGUCUCCAUACCCAUUGCAUCAGGCAUGGCGCAUCUUCCGCCAUCUGCACGUGUACAACUGUAGUGCCAACCGGUGGACCCAGGUGAGCACGGUCGGCGGCUGUCCUUCCAUGGCGGGCCACUCGGCCACCAUGCAGGGUCAGCUCAUGGUGGUCUUUGGCGGGCUGCACUGCGCCAACCCAGUCGGGCCAUUCUCCAGUUCCAACGACAUCUGGGUCCUGGACCUACGGAGUUAUGUGUGGAGCAAGCAGAGGACAACUACACCUAAGCCUUGGCCACGUUAUGGCCAUUCACAAAUUCCUUUGGAUGAAAAACACAUUCUUGUUGUUGGAGGCUGUGGUGGCCCUAACAUGCUUUUGAAUGAUGUCUGGCUGUUGGAAAUUUUUGACGACCCCGAAAAGCCAUGGAGCUGGAAGGAAGUGACGGUGACAAACAAGGAACACGCAGCGCCGCAGCUCUCAUUUCAUCCUGCAUGCAAGGUCGGUGAUCGGGUGGUUGUGCUGAGCAAAUCACAGCGAGCGUAUGCCACACCCUCUGGGUUGCAUCCAGCCGGAAUGAUGCGAGUGCGGCCGACGCAUCGCGUGUGGGUGCCACCAAGCCCUGAACAGACAGUCAGGCCUCAACCGAGUGAUAGUCAGAGGGAUGCAUGUGUCAAUGGAACCCGGGGUGUUCUGAAGAGGCCUCUUGAGUCGCCGCCCUCAUCGUCUUCCUCACCAUCUACCUCAUCUUCACCUAGCCAGCCCUCCACCUCAAACCAGGGCCCAUCAGAUUUUGCGCUUCCUGGCUCAUCUACAGCCAGCAGUUCGAGCUGCGAUGAAGAGGAUGAAACGAGUGAUGAUAUGGCACGGAGGUUGUCCUCAAAGAAAACGGCUAUAUCCACAGUUGGCAGUGCUCGCCCAUCGGUACGCCCCAAUGCCCGACACAAUCGACAAAGGCAGCUGGAGUUACUCGACCGUAUGGAGCAGAGGCUCAAGGCCCUUAGAGCAGGAGGGGCAUCGACUGUGCCAACACGGAGGCGGCCAACUGUGCCCGUGUGCCCCAUGCGGCUGUACGUGCUGGAUGUCAGUCAGGUGGCUCAGGAAGGCAAGGCAUCGUGGUUGCCACUGCAGCCACAAGCGGCUGCAACUAGCACUGCUUCCAUGGUUGAAGAAGUGAUCCUGUACUCGCUGGUGCUUGGACGCGGGGAGCUGAUCCUCUUUGGUGGCAUCCAGAAGGACCUUGUCAACAGGCAGGAGGACACCGACGCCACUUCUGAGGUCGUCUCAAGCUCUCUACACUUCAUCACAUCCAAGAGGGACGUCAUAUGAGCACUUCAUAUGCACCGCCUGCCGAGGUGGCUCAGAUGUUACUGGUUUCUCGGAUCGCUUGCAUGUGCAGUUUUGUUGUUGGAGUUGCUGGAAUGUUCCUCUUGUCCUGGUCAUCAUCCCACCAUGCACUGUGCUGUGCAAGUUCACAGUUUUCCGUUUCCAGUGAACACCCGCAGUGCUCUGCAUUUCAGAGAGCUAGCCGAAAAGCAAAUGUGAUGUUUUUGUUCCACAUGCACUGUUGAUACAAUGUUUUGCAGUUUCGAGCCUUUAUUUGGCUGGUUGCAGAACUCUGCUUGCUUGGCCAAGCAAAAAUGAGAGCAACUAUCCGAGUUGUAACGACACUUCGCAUAUGUGCUAAGGAAGCUUUUGUGCGGAGUUCUCAGGCUUUAAAAUAUUUUUAAGAAAGUGUUCACAGUGGGAAGCAAUUUUUCCAAACAACAUGAGAGUGAGGUGCAUGAAAGAAAAUAGUUGAUUUGUAAUUUUGCUUGAACUUUCAUUCGAUGCAUUUUUCUUCAGCUUUUAAAGGCAGAUUUUUUUUUGUUAUACUAACUAACCAAUUCAGAUAACAGGAAGUAGAAGAAUGUUUCUGUACAUGCGAUUAUAUGAAAAAUUUGGAGAGGAGUCAAAAUAACCAAAGCCGCAAUUUGGGCUAGGUAGCCUUAAUAUGUAUCUGAGCAGCUUGAAGAAAGCACCAGAGAUAUAUAGGACAACACAUAGUGCACAUAACAUUGUGUGCUGUUGUGCAAUGUAAAUGUGUCUUUUUCAUGCACCUCUGGUUUGCAUUGUGCAUAAUGUUGAUGACUCUUACAUGUUCGACGUUCAACCACAGUAACCUGAUACGCACAAUGUUGUAAUGUAUGUUGCUCUAAAUAGCUUGUGCAGGUGGAAGCCUGUCAUCAAGGCAGCUGCAGAUGAGUGAAAUGCCAGUGUAAAGCUCCUGAGUGAGUUUCUAGCUUAAAUGCUAAAGCCUUCAAUUCAGUUCUUUUGCCCAUUGAACACAGAUUUUAAGGUGUCUAUGACAUGGACUACUGUGUGUUGACACAUUGUUCUUCCACGUAAACACACUUCCAAGGUGCUCUCAUUGCAGUUUCUUACGCGUCCUUCACAUUAUGAUGGUUGAACAGUGCGGGCCCAGCUUUGAGCAUCUGAUUUCUAUUUAUGUGAAAUUAACUGCUGCACUGCAUCUUUGUUCUCGUUCUGGUCAAUAUUGGCCGGUAUAAUGUGUUAGGCUGUUAUUCAGAAUUCUUGUCAACUCCCUCUUGCUUGCCAUGUUGGGUGGUGAAAAAAAAAAAAGUGCUGGGUUAUAAUGCUACAGAUAUACAUGGUACAGUUAAACCUCGGUGUAACAAAGUUCAGUGUAAUGAAAUUGUUGACACAACAGAUUAUUUUGAUUUUCAUAAUUUGAUGUCCAUAGAAUGCCAUGUAUAUUUAGUCUCAGUAUAACAAAGUAAGUUGCAACAGUGUGUGCUGCAUGGCCAUGGCUGACGAUGUGUGUACUUUGCAAAGGGGUGUGCAUCUCACGCGCAAAUAAUUGACGUAAUUAAUUUUUUAACAGCACAGCUGUUUAAACCGGCCGAAAUGUGUGCCGCCUGCCACUGCGUCGCCUAGCAACCACCUUGCGGAGCGUCGCGUGGUAUGCUCGGGAGAGAGAAGAAGAAAAUGAGAGCGAGAGAGAGUGCGCACUAUGCUCAAGAGAGAGAAAGAGAAAAUGAGAGCAAGAGUGAGUGCGUGCUAUGCUCGGGAGAGAGAAAGAGAAAAUAAGAACGAGAGAGAGAAACAAAUUGUAGCAGCACCAACGAAGCAACGCGCAGAGGUGCUGCCGACGCCAUCCGCACUUCUCCGUUUCCCCGCAUUAGCGCCAAAUGCUCGCGGUGUCCGUGACUGCAGCAGGUGCCUCUGGCGGCGGCUCGGCCAAGCUCCCAUCAGCUGCGCGCUACUGCACAUGCACCGUGACGUCAUCCCGGCGUGUUGUCUGCUGCACGCUGCCCGUACACUGUGCAUAGCUUUCGCCCCACUUCCCCUAUGUGUGCUCGGACUGCAAGUGCUUCGCGAGGCGUUCCCCGAUGCCACGGACUACGAGGAAAUGCUUAUACACUUCGUAUAACUUAGCAUCGCUUGGCAUUACUUCGUAUAGCUUAGCAUCACUUCGUAUAGCCAGGACCAGCUGGGAACCUAUCAGCUCCGCUGUGUCUUAGCCUUGCGCCACUAGUGCAAGCUACCCCGAUCUUUUUUUCUCUGGUGUUUACAUUCAUAUUUAGGGGUGCCGCCCUUACACAAGAAUAUACACUAUUUUUGUGUAAAGAAAUUUCGAUGUUACAAAAUACUGUGCCAUUGUUAAAGCGAAGCUUUCUUUGCCUCUUCUCCGCGCUUCGUGAUUGCUGGCUGCUAUCUCACUCAGUAGACGCAAGCUCAUUGCUAACUACCACACUACCCACUAGGCCACUACCCACUAGGCUUGCCUCUAUGCGAUCCUAAUACCCCAUAGAUGGCACUAGAGUGUUGUCGUGGCUUCCCACUUUCCUCCUUUUCCCCCCCACUAUGCAGUGCUGACUGUCUUGCCAAGUAUAUUCAAGUCCACUACACACUCUACUAGUCAUGCCUCUGUGUGACAUCAUGGCCCCAUAGAUGGCACCACAAUGCUUUCGAGACUUCCCACUCUCGUUCCUUUCCUUUUUCUCCCCAUUUUUCAGGUGUUGGCUGUCUUGCCAAGUAGAUGCAACCACAUUACUGUACUACCCAUUAAUCUUGCCUCUUUAUGACACUACGACUCCACAGAUGGCGCCGCAAUGCUAGAGUUACUGUAUCGGCUGCCUUUAGUGAGCCAGAGCUGCGCCACUGUUAUCUGUGCGCCGCUCGUGCCGCCUCCGGCGAUUCUAGCGCUGCUAUUCGCCGAGUGCCUUUACGUGGUCAAAAUGGGCUCUCCUGCGUUGUGGAGAAGCCAACACUUUGCAGGUAACCACCGAAACCGGUCAAACCGGAAUAAUAAAAGCGGCAGUUAUUAUUCUUGUUGCAUGUUGCUUGAUAGUGCUAUCUGAAAGAUAUGUUUCGCAGGUGUUUUCUCGGCUAAAUUGCGGAAUCAAUGUCACACGACGCACAGACGGCUCUUGCAGUAGGAUGCUGUAUAAAAAAAAGUAUUUUUUUUUUCUAUCUAAGCACAGUGCUGUGGAAGUUGCACAAUUCAACGUACACAUGAGAACUUUAUUCGUACAGUAAACGCGUAACACAUGCAGCGUUAGUCAGUGCGUGUGUCUGCUACACAUGAGAUCCAUAAGGUUCUAUAUGAGAGUCAAUGCAAACAAUGUAUGAGUGCAUGCAAUUCCUUGCAUCAUUCACCUGGAACAUAUUUAGCUUCCCUACUUUACAUGCGAGGAAUGUUGAACGCGACAGCGCUGUUUCUUAAAUAUGCGCAUUCACGUCUUUCAGCUGUCACGAGCCGUGAUCACAUUCAUGCCUUACAAAAGUUAUAUGUAAUCUAUGAAUGCUUUGCAUUAUAGUUGACGUUUUGCAUAGAAAUCAGAAAGGCCACCAAGUUGCCACCAGGCACUGGUGUAUGUGUUUGUCAAACGCUAUAUUUUCAGCAAUCAUCAGAUAAUAAGGCACGCCAGUGUGAAAUCUAGACUCAUAAUCAUGAGGUGAGCGAUCGACUUAUACUCGCAAAAAAAAAAAAAAUACUGGCAUUGAGGCGCGAGUGAAGCUUGUACACGUAUGGGGAGUUGCUUUCCCGCAUAACUGUGGAGCCCAAGAUGGCGUACCUUGGCGUAACUCUGGCUCCCUAAAGGGAACCUAUACAGUAACUCUAGUCACGGCUACGGUGCUUCAAUAGCUGUGGCUUUCAGUUUCUUGCGGUAUGGUGUAUGGCACUCUGCUUUCACGUAGGGGGUGAGAAACACCGAGGAACAAAGUGAACAUUUCACUGAGAAAUGCGAAAUGGAGCAGUGUUGUUAUGCUGGGAAGAACUGCUUGGAACACGAGUGCACAUUUGUGCUUAAACGAGAAGCGGUGCAGCAUCGAUACGCAGUGUUGAGACGGCAGUGGAAGUGGACUGUGUCGUUCACAGGUGCAAGCAAGAAGUAUUUUGAGAAACACUUCGUACAAGAUAUGUUCAAUUCGGUGCAAAGUGGAUGCGAUAUGCUCUAGUUUCAAUUGGUCAUAUCUGCGGUGUUGGAGUACCUUUCGUUUAUGUUGAGCGAGAUGUUUCCCGGUGAAAACCGGGAAACCUCUCGCU